UAUUUUCAUGCAUCGUGGCUAUUAAUUUUUGACAAGAAUUGACAAUUUUAACUAACGAACUGUUUGUAACUUAUGAUAUAAGGUUAACUUAUAGAAGUAUAUGAAAAAUAAUUGUGAGUGCGAUUAACAAACAUAUAACCACUAGAUAAAGUUGUAUAGCUAUUAUACAUAAUUCAUAUGACGUCGUGAAAACCCAGUGAAAAAUACUACGUUCUCUCAAUUAUAAACGAUCGACGUACAUUUUACAAUAUUGUGCGCUAUUUAUACAUAUAUGUAUAUACACAAUCGUAAUAAUCGUCAUAAUUGUGACGCAAGCUUAGUUGUAAUGAGAUUUUCACACUGCAUUACAAAGGAAAAAAUAGAAGAGGACGCUUAAUUAUAGUUGAGCUUUGCAAUUCUCUCUCAUCUCGCACAUCUUGGUUGAAGAAAAAGUUUUAAUAAUGACAACACCUAUGUGCGAGGAUGGUGGACCAUUAAGGGAAUGGGCACCGCUUGCUGUCCUUUUACAACAGAUACCUGCCAAAAUACAAAAUGGUAUUUUUACACAAGAUAUUAAUUUCACCUGCAUUGCUACCCUCACUGAAUUUAUUGCCAUUGGAACUAAUCAUGGGCUUAUUUAUUGGUAUAAUAGAGAAAAACAGGAUCUGCAAAGAUUACGUUGUGAGAAUAUAAAUUCCAAAAUUACAAGCAUACAAGUAAUAUCUACAGUCGAUUAUAUGGUUGCUGUUGGCAAUGAACAUGGUGUUGUCACAGUAUUUCAAAUUCCCAAGAAUCCACCCGAUUCAUUGCCAGACAGUUUAAAACCAAAACAGAAAAAACAGGUGGAAAGGUAUAGCAUAAGUGGCUUACAUAAUACUGCAGUGACAGCAGUGGAAUGGUCUAAGAAUGGUAUGAAAUUAUUUAGUGGAGAUAAAGAUGGUUUAGUGGUUUUAACAGAAAUUGAUUUUUAUAUGCAUUUAUCUAAAUCAUCAAAAUUAUUAAAUGAGAAAUAUUCUGUAGUACAAUUGAGUUACCAACAGGGUUUGUUACUAGUUUCAACUACAUUACGUACAAUUUUGGUGAACAGAAAUGAAAAUGGGAAAGUGACACAAGUUGGCCAAAAAGAACGUAAAACACUAGGUAAAUUAGGUGCGGUAUUUGGUUCUCGACAAAAUUACAUACAAGAAUCAGUAAUCUAUGCAAGUAGACCAGGGUUACGUUUAUGGCAGGCCGAUAAGAUGGGAACUGUAUUAAAAACACUCAUAUUUAAGGAUGCAGUUAGAUCAGGUCAUACAGAAGUGGCGUUAUUAAAUCCUGCAUCUGAAGGUUUGAGAAAGAAUCGCGGUGAACCUUCGUUCGGCAUUGUACUGCCAUUUUGUGAUGAUUUAUUAGUAACAUAUUGCGACGAUGUAGUCUAUGUGGUAAAUCCAAAUACUAUUGCAAUAACAUCGAUCAUAAAUGAUUUGCGGCGUGUUACCGAUGUGGCUUGUACGAAAGAUGAAAUAUUUAUAUUAGAAGGAGAAAGAAAUAUUUUGCGUAUUGCUUAUUAUCCUGAAAAUAUUACAUCUGGAGAAAUAAACAAUAUGGAUUCUUUAUUGUCAUUUUCUGAAUAUAGUAAACCUGUUGCCAAUGGUAUACUAGGACUAACUUCAAAAUUAAAGGAAAGUAAUAUAGUACCAACUAUUCCCUUUUCAAAAAUCAAUCCAACCAACAUUAUUCAAUCCGUAGGCAUUUUACCAACUGUUACUGUCGGUACUGAUGCCAAUGUAAUUGCAAAUGCGGAAGAAGCUGUGGAAAUACCUCCAAUAGUUCCAAUAGAUUUAAAUACUACACUUAUAACGGAUAUUAACAAAAUACCAGAACAUAACGAUACCAAUAAAAGAAAUACAGAAGAUAAAAGCAAUGAUCGCCGGGAAAUAUUCCAAAAAAUUGGCCAACAAGCAUUUGAAGAUGUUGUUUUCACGCCUGAAAGAAAACAGAAAAAAUCUCGGAUUAAAGUAAUGAAUGGAAGUGAAAGUGUCAUAUCGUCACACGACAAUAUUGAUAAUUUGUCAAGUAGCUUAGGUAUUGAUCAUGUGAAUACUAACAAGACAAUGACAACUUAUUCCUCUUUAAUGCAACUGAGUCUUGAUGACGAUUUUAUAUUAAAAUCAGAUCGAGAUUUAGAAACAAUUCAACGAGAUGUAGAAGAUAAAGAAAAAUUAUUAGCAGAUGUUCUCGAUUUUGAUCUAUCCAAGUACAUGACGAGUAGUCAAAUAAAUAAAGAUGAUUCGAAUAUAUCCAAUCAUAUGGAUACUAUAACAUAUAUAAAUUGUAAUGUACAUUCUAACAAUGCGAUGAUAGGAGAGCAAGAUGCAAAUAAGGAAAACGAGAAUAUCGAACAGAGCGAUCAUACGGAAACUGAAUCGGGGGAAGAAGAUGUCAGCUAUCGCACCGAACUAAAACGAUUAGAAGAUCUCGGAGAAUGCAGAAAAACUCUUUUACAAAAUAAACUAGACGAUAUCCCUCCCACUUGCAAUAAUUUUGUUGAUAUUCGACAAGUACCGCCAAAUCGAGACGAAUUAGAACAUCAAUUUAAUGCUUUGGCAAAAGAAUGUGCUACAUCUGUUAUUCUCGAGGAAGAAGAUUGGGUUUUGGUCAAAGAUGACAUACCUUCAAUCACGAUGUUUUAAGCAAGAGUUGCUUUGCAUUUUAUAUACACAUAAGUAUAUCAUUGUUAAAAAAUAAUAAAUAAUUACGUGAUAUGCAUAAUA
This is a messenger RNA of Camponotus floridanus (Florida carpenter ant), 2732 nucleotides long. Its product is annotated as WD repeat-containing protein CG11141. NCBI's taxonomy places the organism in Eukaryota, Metazoa, Arthropoda, Insecta, Hymenoptera, Formicidae. The coding region runs from base 441 to 2651 and encodes 736 amino acids. The record is from RefSeq and is a predicted model, not a curated record. Gene Ontology annotation, molecular function: protein binding. The transcript is spliced from 10 exons.